GUUGUCAGAGUUUCAAGAUCUUUGCCGACAUCCCUCAAUGAGGACUGCAGUUCCUCUGCAGAGGUGCAAAGGCUUCCAGCCCCUCUUUGUCGUCCCCUCACCCCAGAUACACAAAUUGACAGCACAGUGCAAAAGUUGCAAUACGGGUCACAGACUGAUAAAGAGACAAGUCACUCAAAUAGUCAGACAAACCAGAUUCAGCCACUUAGAGAAGGUGCUGGACUCGUGGUUGUUACAGGGACGAAGGAGACACCGUCUGUCACAGUGGAAUAUAAACCAGAGACUGGAACAAACAUGGAACUUGGUGGAAAAGAGCACACAGGCGGAAAUAUUCUCCCUCAACCCCAAUCCCAAAUCUGUUUCACAGCCUCAUCUCCAUCUGUCCCACAAUCAGGUGUCGGUUUCAAAGUCCAAGACACCACAGAACACGGGGCUGUGGAGUCUGACCGGGAUCCACUUGUCCACACAAAUCGAGGCAGCCAUAUACCUCCGCCAGGUGCUGCGGAGCAGGCGGGCGGUCACCAGGACUCGAAAUCGCCUCCGCUCCCUUUACCCUCAUCUGACAACAGCGAGAUUAAACAAACUGACAUGUCGAAAACACAACCUAAAACCAUCAAAGCCAUCUCAAAUGAUGCCAGAGAAACACAGAAAGCAAAUUCUUUGGAGUCAGUUGAGAUGCUUGAGCGUGUUAAAGAGCUUGUUGACACAUCUCGCAAAGAAACACAACCUCCUUCAGAUGAAAUACUUGAGAUCCCAAAGGCAGGAGACUUGCUUCCUGGAUUAUACGCUUCUCCUGGAAAAGGAGACUCCGUGUCCAUCAAAGCAACCGACAGAGAAGACGGCAACAUCCAGAGGAGCUGCAGUCCCGUCGAAGGAGAGCAGGUGGAGAGCAGGGAAGAGCAAACUGACACCGCCACCUCCUCAUCUGACUUCACAAUGCUGUCGGAGCGCUCUUCCACGCAGGAGAGCUCCUCAGAAUCCUCCGCAGCGCCGCCUCUGUUUGACACGGGCCUAGUUGUCUCACUCCAGGCGGGGCAGGUCGUUGAAGGAGAAACAUCUCAUCCUUCUGAUCAAGUCAUCACAACAGAGACGCCGCUGACUGCCGAGCUUGUGCAUUCGCCCGACGCUCAAGAAAUUGUUGUUGUCAGAGAGGACGCUCAGGUCAGCGGGAACUGGUCUAACAUGCACCUGAAUCAGAGUUACCUCCUGCAACGAGAAGAUGGCAGCGUCUGCGAAGCCGCCAUUGUUAACGAGCUGCGGUCCGAGCUCUCCACCGGAGAACCAAAGCUGUACGAAGAAAGUGUUCAGGUUGAGUUACACUCACAACCUGUGGAAGUGUAUGAGUUUUGCGGCCUGGUCGAGGAGGUUGCCGAGGAAACGGUCUGCGCCAGCAGUAGUGCACAGAUACCUCACUCUCCAGGAUACGAGGUGAACUUGUUCAACGCAUUACUAGAAAACUCUGACGAGUACACCGUCAAAGAGGAUCUAGAGUCGCAUCUCGAACCAUCUAUUCACGCAAUUAACGAAGGUGACACUGUCAUUAUUUCCCAGCAGCCCUUGCCUUCAUCACAUGAUGUAAAUCAAAUACAGGCUUGCUCCAACAGUAAUUCCCAUAAUCUGUCCAUGCAAAACAGAAGGGUGGCAGCGGUCGGGCAGCAUUUGGUAUUAGAUGCUAACCAAGCCGUUGAAGUGGCUAACUCGAGUGAGGUUUGCUUAGUUGAGGUAGCUGCCGUCACGUCUGACUCAUUCACGGUUGAACAGUCACACACCAGUCUAGAAAUUGUGACACCUUGCUCACAGGUCAAUGUGGCAGCAACACAGGUGAGUGACUCUCCUGUAAUUCCAACAGUUGUCCCAAAACAAGAAACAGAAGCAACAGCUGGUGCAUCUAUCGCAUCCCCGGUGGGCACUGGUGAGGACAUGGGGAGGGAAUCAUCUGUUGCAUCAGUGCAUGUUUCUCAUGUAGGAAAGCAGCCCUCUUUAAAUCAGACUCCAGGAGUCACUGUAAGUGCCACGAAGCCUGCGUUGACAGAGAGUAUUCAGAAUGUGUCUGUGCCCACAGAAACCAAACCGGAGGCUUUCUGUACCGCUCGCUCCUCUAGUAUUAUAAGUCCAAAGCUGCUCCUUCUUAAACCGGGAGAAGCUCCUCUCCUGAAACACCCACCCUCCAUGUUGGCACAGGUGUCCAAGCAACAGAAUGCGGACGGCAAGCUGGCCAAUGCCCACAGCUCUUGGUCUGGCACAGUGUCUGAGGAGUGCCUUCCCCGAACCGUCUCAGUGGCAGACUCUUUAUGUGCGUCUGUGGCUCUCAGCAGCCAGAGAGAUCAGACGCAGCGCUCCGUCAAUAAAACUUCUGUGACAGCGGCUCUGCCCGUCAAAGUACAGCAGCCGACUGUGAGCGGCGGCAUCUCGCUUCAGCUUGACCGGACUGCAGUGCUCCCCCCGGCAACCUCAACAAGCAAAUCUGACAAAGAGGCCUUAACUGUUACUAAAACUUCAACAAGUGAAGCGGAUCCCGCGUCCCGAGAUGUCGUCACCCCACCUGCUACGCCUGACACCCUCUUCAUGCUCGCAGCGUCGGUGGAAAGGAAAGGUACCGUCGUGGCAUCUACCAGUCCCAAUGACCCCAUCAGCCAGCCGGACUCACUGUACGAGGAGGAGGAGGGCGAGGACAUGGAGCAGGACGAACCGAUGGUAGAAACCGAGGCUCAGGAGGCCACUUCCGGACAGGUUAGCAGUCCAGAGGAAGGCAGCGAUGACGAACCCGACGCCGACAAAACGGAAAGUGCGAUGACCACCCCCAGCUCACAGCACAAGGUACGCCAGUGGAUCGCUGACAGGGUCACCACCAAUUCAUCUCCUGUCUCACCCUCCACCUCCUCGUCUUACCUGGGUCCCUCACCCACCGCUGAUUGGUCCACCCCGCGACGGGAGAGGUCCUCGCCUCUCCGGGGUCCUCACGGGAAGUUCGUUUCUCCUUCGUCUGUCGGGGCCUACGGUUCCUCCUCUUCCCCACCCGAUCAGGGCGCCCCUCAGCGCCCCCGUGGAGAGCGUCACACGGACAUGGCGGAGCUAGCUAAACAUGAAGCAGACAUCGAGCAUCGAACCCAGGCGCUGAAGCGAGAGGGCUUCUGGUCAACGAAGCGUCUCACCCGCCUGACCGAGCCCCCGCGGCCAAAAGUUCACUGGGACUACCUGUGUGAGGAGAUGCAGUGGCUCUCUGCUGACUUCGCUCAAGAGAGGCGGUGGAAGAGAGGGGUGGCCAGAAAGGUGGUUCGAAUGGUGAUGCGACACCACGAGGAGCUGAGGCAGAAAGAAGAAAAAGCCAAGAGAGACGAGCACGCUAAAAUCAGAAGAGUUGCCUCUUCCAUUGCAAAGGAAGUCCGCGCCUUCUGGAGCAGCGUCGAGAAGGUGGUGCAGUACAAGCAGCAGUCAAGACUGGAGGAAAAGAGGAAGAAGGCUUUGGACCUUCAGCUGGACUUCAUUGUUGGCCAGACGGAGAAAUACUCUGACCUCCUCAGCAAGUCACUCGCCCCCACCAGGCCUGCUGAAACUGUCCCUCUGACUCCCCAGAAACCUCACCCACCUCCUGUUGAUGAGGAUGACAGAGACUUUGAGCCUCCCUGUGAGGAGGAGGAUGAUGAGGAGACCAUAGAGGUGGAGGAGCAGCAGGAGGGCAACGACGCCGAGAGCCAUCGGAGGGAGAUUGAACUGCUGAAGGAGGAGGGCAUGCUGCCCCUGGACCAACUACUCAGCACCCUCAAACUGCCACAGGAGUCGGGCUCAGAUGAAGAAUGCUCUGAUGAAACCUCUUCAUCAGUGGGGGAGGAAGAGGAAGAUGGUGAAUUCACUGCCAAUGAAGAGGAUGCUGAGGAUGAGGAGGACACGAUCGCUGCUCAGGAGAAGGUUGAAGGAAACGUGGAUCACGCAGAGGAACUGGACGACUUAGCCAAAGAAGGCGAUAUGAGUGUUGAGGAGCUGCUGGAGAAGUACAAAGGAGCGUAUGCCUCAGACUUUGAGGCUCCUUCUGCAUCCGGCUCUAAAGCGAGCUCUGAUUCGGAGGUGUCUGGGGAUGAGGAGGAGGAGACCGAAGAAGAUGAGAGUGAUGCAGAAAGCAACACCUCCUCCUCAGAUUCUCCAGGAGACAGUGCAGACGAUGAUGACAGCGAGAAGGACGAGGACGAGAGCGAGGAAGAAGAUGGCGAUGACGACUGCGGGGAUGAAGGAAUGGAGCUCUUGCUAAAGGAGGGAGACAACAGCCCGCCUUCCUCCAGCUCACGGCCGAAGAAAGAGAUCAGCCACAUUGCUGCUACUGCAGAGAGCCUACAGCCCAAAGGCUACACGUUGGCUACUACAAAGGUCAAGACCCCCAUCCCGUUCCUGCUUCACGGCACGUUACGAGAAUACCAGCACAUUGGACUCGACUGGCUGGUCACCAUGUACGAGAAAAAGCUGAACGGCAUUCUGGCUGACGAGAUGGGUCUGGGCAAAACCAUCCAGACCAUCGCUCUGCUCGCUCACCUCGCCUGUGAGAAAGGUAACUGGGGCCCUCACCUUAUCAUCGUCCCCACCAGUGUGAUGUUGAACUGGGAGAUGGAGCUGAAGCGCUGGUGUCCCGGCUUUAAAAUCCUCACCUAUUUUGGCAGCCAAAAGGAGAGAAAGCUGAAGAGACAGGGCUGGACUAAACCUAACGCUUUCCACGUGUGCAUCACUUCAUACAAGCUGGUGCUGCAGGAUCAUCAGGCUUUCCGACGCAAGUCGUGGCGGUACCUGAUCUUAGACGAGGCACAAAACAUCAAGAACUUCAAGUCUCAACGCUGGCAGAGCCUGCUGAACUUCAACAGCCACCGGCGCCUGCUGCUGACAGGAACUCCUCUCCAGAACAGCCUGAUGGAGCUGUGGUCUCUGAUGCAUUUCCUCAUGCCCCACGUCUUCCAGUCCCACCGCGAGUUCAAGGAGUGGUUCUCCAACCCUCUGACGGGAAUGAUCGAGGGCAGUCAGGAGUACAACGAGGGCCUGGUGAAGAGGCUCCACAAGGUGCUGAGACCGUUCCUGCUCCGGAGGAUCAAGGUGGACGUGGAGAAGCAGAUGCCCAAGAAAUACGAGCAUGUGGUGCGCUGUCGCCUCUCCAAGAGACAACGAUUCCUCUACGACGACUUCAUGGCACAGGCCUCGACCCGGGAAACCCUGGCCAGCGGUCACUUCAUGUCUGUGAUAAAUAUCCUGAUGCAGCUCCGCAAAGUGUGCAACCACCCCAACUUGUUUGACCCUCGACCCAUCCAGUCCCCCUUCAUCACGCAGCCCAUUGUUUUCCACACAGCCUCCCUGGUGCAGGACGCCCUGGAGGUCUCGCCUUUGAAGCGCUGCGACCUUUCUAUGUUUGACCUCGUUGGUCUGGAGAGCCGAGUGUCCCGAUACCAGGCAGACGUCUUCCUGCCGCGCCACAAGGUCAGCCGCCAACUGAUCCAGGAGAUCAUGGAGUCCCCUGAACCCCCACCAAGACCCAAACCAGUCCGCAUGAAGGUCAACAGGAUGUUCCAGCCGCCUCCUAAAGGUGAUAAUCGACCAGUCCUACUGAUGAACAAACCUACCUGCUCCGUGCCCCCUGCAGCUCAGACCCCCAAACCUCCUGCAGCUGCUGAGGUCACCUCAACCCCCGCACCUGCUCCUGUAGUUCAACAAGUCGUGUGUUCAGUGGCGACCGCGCCCCCUCCCCGCCCAUCCAUGCAGCUCACUGCUCAGACUGCAGUGAGAUCCAGCGCUCCAAAGCCAGUGCUGACAGUACGGCCCCCCGCCGCUUCCUGCACAGCCAGCAUACCCGCUCAUCCGAGUCCAAACCCCGCAAACAUCAUGCCCCAGAGGGUUCUGCUCAGUCCAGAUAUGCAAGCUAGGCUGCCUUCUGGCGAGGUAGUGAGCAUAGCCCAGCUGGCCUCCUUGGCCGGGCGACCCGUGUCCUCGUGUCAGGGCAGUAAGCCCGUCACCUUUCAGCUUCAGGGCAACAAACUGACUCUGUCUGGAGCCCAGAUCCACCAAGUCCCAGCAGCUCCUGCACGGCCGGUUCAAGGUAAUGUGAUGCACCUGGUGUCCAGUGGGGUGCAGCACCACCUCAUCAGCCAGCCUGCCCAGGUGGCCGUCCAGACCACCGCCAACACACAUCCUGCGAGCACUUCCGCCGCCCUCGCUGCUAGUCGGCUCCCUCACAGUACCUCCUCCCAAGUGACCCCCUCCAUGGUGGGCAGCCCUGGCGUCGUGAAGAUCGUCGUGCGUCAGACAACAGGCAAGGAGGGCGGGCCUGUGCCCACACUGGCAGUGGCCCCUUCCCCCCGUGUUGCUCCUCAGGCAUCCCCUUCCCCGCACCCUCACGCCAACACAACCCCUGUCAGAAACGCUGCUCCACUGCAGAUCACCCAGCGCACCCCCGGCCCUGCUACCGCCCACUACACCAUCGCUCCCCCCGGCAACCAUAGCUCAGCCCCGAACCAGCCCCACCCCCCUCGCCCCGUCCUCAAAGUAGUGCAGCCUCCUCCAUCGAACGCAGAGCAGCCAGCUCCAGUUCAGGUGGCCUCCUCCUCCUCUGUGUCCAAAUGUUCUGCAGCACCACGUGACAACAGCAGCAGCAGCAGCCAAACACCAGUCGCCACAAAGUCUAGACCCAGUACUGGGGCGAAAGCCUACCCCCCACCCAGGAAAGUGCCUCCACCACCUCCUCGCUCUCCUUUCUACAUGAAAUGGCUGGCAGAUAGCCUUAAACAGCAGCGCCACAGCCGGCUGGACUUCAUCAUUCAAGUCAACGAGCGCCACUGCGGGGCAAAGCCCAUGUACGGCCGGGAGGUUUUGGACUUUCUGACUUUUCUCCCCGGUCCCCGUCCCUCGCCGGCUGCCCUGAGCUCCCGGGGGGAGUGGGGCUGCUCGGGCCAAAGCAGCUGUCUGUUCGCACAGUGGCAAAACAAAUACGACUACUGGUUUCAGAGUCGCGCCGUGAGAGAGGCCAUCCACAGCAUCGAGGAGCGGCUGGAGCUGCUCAGCGACAUCGUAGACAGGUUUACAUUUGCGAUUCCUCCAGUGGAGGCUCCUCCAAUUUCCAUGCACUGCUGCCAUCCUCCCCCCUCUCUGAGCCACAAGCAGACAGCCUUCUCCUCCACGCUGUCGACUCAAGUCGCUCCACUCACUCGCAGUCUCCAUCGCAUCCAGUGUAACAUGAGGACCCAGUUCCCGGACCUGAGGCUCAUACAGUAUGAUUGUGGUAAGCUGCAGACUCUCCACACUUUGCUGCGGAAGCUGAAGACAGGAGGCCACAGAGUGUUGAUCUUCACUCAGAUGACGCGUAUGUUAGAUGUGCUGGAGCAGUUCCUCAACUACCACGGACACAUCUACCUCCGUCUGGAUGGCAGCACCCGCGUGGAGCAGAGACAGGCCCUCAUGGAGCGCUUCAAUGCAGAUCGGCGUAUUUUCUGCUUCAUCUUGUCAACUCGCAGCGGAGGUGUAGGGGUGAACCUGACUGGGGCCGACACGGUGGUGUUCUACGACAGCGACUGGAACCCCACCAUGGAUGCUCAGGCGCAGGACCGUUGCCACAGAAUCGGCCAGACCAGAGAUGUGCACAUCUACAGACUGAUCAGCGAGCGCACAGUGGAGGAGAACAUUUUAAAGAAAGCCAACCAGAAGAGGAUGCUGGGAGAUAUGGCCAUCGAAGGAGGAAACUUCACCACUGCCUUCUUCAAACAGCAAACCAUCCGAGAGCUGUUUGAUAUGAAUGACGGGGAGAAGAGGGAGGUGGCGGUGGAGCUAUCGGUGCCUCAGGCUGAAGAGGAGGAAGCUGUGAACAAACAGAGCACCACCAUUCUGGAGCAGGCCUUGUGUCGUGCCGAGGACGAGGAGGACAUAGUAGCGGCGUCUCAGGCUAAAGCAGAGCAGGUGGCAGAACUGGCGGAGUUCAACGAGAACAUACCAUUGGAUGACGGAGGGGAACAAGAGGAGGUGGAGGAGCUAUCCAAGGCCGAGCAGGAAAUAGCUGCUCUGGUGGAGCAGCUCACGCCCAUCGAACGCUACGCCAUGAACUUCCUGGAAGCCUCGUUGGAAGAUGUAUGCAAAGAAGAGCUGAAGCAGGCUGAGGAGCAAGUGGAGGCCGCCAGGAAGGGCCUGGACCAGGCCAAGGAGGAGGGCCUAAAACUUCAUGCUUCGUCUGAUGAGGACGACGAUGACUUUUUGUCACCACCAGCCUCUGUGGAGCCUGCUCAGCCAGCUCCAGCCCGGCGUGGCCGCAAACCCAAGGACAAGGACAAAGACAAGAUUGUCACCUCUACAAGGACUAGUGGUCGACUGCGUGGGGCCUCGCCCGAAACCGAGCCUGAGCCUACAACCCCGAGAGAAGUGCCUGAAAGACUCCGCUUUGGUCUGAGAGUACGUGGAGCUGCCAAAGACACUGGUAGUGUGUCUACCACCCCAUCCCGCACAGACCAUCACAAAACCUCCUCAUCAACCAGGCUUCAAGAUUCCUCCAAAUCUUCAAAAGCCUCAUCUCCUGCCAGAGAUCAUCAGGCCACCAAAGCUAGGACUUUACCAAACCGCUCCCAUCCCAGUCCAGUGCCUUCCCCUCCUACAACCUCUCCCCCUGGAGGGAAACAGUGUGUUGGGGAGACUGACAGCAAGAUCUCCAAAGCAGUCAGAGAGGAGAAAGAAGGGGAGAAUGAAAGGAGGGUGUCCGAGUCAUCGCUAGAGUCCAGCUGCCCACUGGACCAUCAGGCAAAAGAUGAUGACCACGGCGCCAUGUCUCCCCCAUCCACCAGUUCCAGAUCGCCUCGCAAGCGUCAGUCAGCAGAUGGUGAAGUCCUGCGGGGUCUGGUUGAAGAUUCCCCGUCAGCCAAAGUCCUGCGGAAGCUUCCGGGGAGGCUAGUCACGGUGGUGGAGGAAAAGGAGCCAAGAAGGAGGCGGCGGCGAGGAAGCGGCACUGGAGGUGGAGCUUCUUCAGAAGAGGCAACUGUGGAGGAGAACACUUCUGGAUUCAUCGACGAACCGAACAAAGACAACACAUCACCAAGCCCUGACAGCAAAACUAAAGGGACCAUGACCAAAUCUCCUCAGGACCAAGACUCUACUCCCAGUCCAUCUGUGCACCCGCAGCCUGUCAGAAGUUACCCUCCAUAUUCCCCACCCCAUCUUUCUCCUGACAUGCCUGUGCUGAGAAACCUUCCUGUACGACGCAGGUUGGAAACUGAGUCUCGCAUGGCCGCUCAGCUGGGAGAGCAACAGCAGCAUCUGGGUAGAGGAAGAGGAGUGAACCAGUCCAGAAAAAUGGAUGUACCACCAGGCAAAGAUGCCACUUCAACCUCUGCAGAGUCCAGCGUGAAUUCUCUAGAGAUACCUUUGAAAAGAAAGAGGGGCCGGCCCCCUAAGACUCCUCCGAGGUUACCUGAGUCUGACAACACAGUGACUCCUUCCCCACAGCCCACCUCGCCAAGUGAGGAUGGGAACCCCCCUCUCUCCCCAAAACGUAAGAGGGGUCGUCCUCGCAAAGAGUCCACAACCAUCCUAGAAACUGUUAGUGAAGGGCAGAACUCUAAAAGUGAGAGCACCACUACCAGUGUAUGUGGUAUAUCAAAAACUAAUGCUAGCACAGAGCCAACAGUCCUAUCGCCCCACAAGUCGGAGACCCCCACAACUGCUGUAAUCACUACAAGUCAGACCACCCAGUCUGCUAAAGCUGAGGAAACAGACACCAAGACUAAGCUUUUAGCCCCAGUUUCAGCCCCUGCUCCAAAUCCAGCUCAGGCCUCCACAACACCAGUUCAGCCCUCCAUACCAGUCUCAGCUUCGGUUAAAGCACCCGCUACAUCUGCACCCCAGGUGACCCCACCCCAUCCUGUGCCUGCCUGCACAUCAGCCCCAGCCCAAUUCAUUAGUUCAGCUCCGGCUACAGUCCAGAUCCUGGACACAGCAUCGACCCAGGUUUCCUCUGCAUCCUCUGUCACGCUGUCCACGUCUGCCACUAUCGCAGUCACUACGACCCCGCCGCUGCCUGCCAGCACCGUCACAUCAACUCAUGCCGAUGUAAAACCAACACACACAGCUUCUAAAGCUAAAGUAGAGCCAAAACCUUCAGUUUCUACAACUGUGAAAACGACAGGACCAGACUCUGCCAAAACCACCACAGUUAUGACACCAGCUGCUACCACUCCAUCCACUGUGUCAUCACCUCCCAUGGCUGUCAAAGCAGUUCCAGCAUCAGUCACUACCACAUCGGUCACAGCGGUCACAACAGCUCCAAACGUAACAUCAAAAACAGUAAACGUAACACCAGCAGUCACCACCACAGUAAAAAUAGUCCAAACUAAAACUACUGCUGUAAAGGACUUGCCGCAAGCCUCUACUCUGUCAUCUUCAACAUCUGCCCCAUCUGUUGCAACCUCCACCCCACCUACUGUAACAUCCACCCCAGCUGCCACCCAAAAGGUUUCAGCCACAGCUACCAGCCCUUCUGCAGCUUUGCCAAAACCAACCUCAUCAUCUUCCCCCACAACAACUAAGACAACAACAGUAGAAGCUGGUCCAUCAAACUCAACAAGUCCCAGCAAAGUUCCCAGUGCAAGUUCAACCAUGUCUGACAACACGGCACCACCAGUAGUAGCAGUCUCCACAUCUGCUGCAAAUACAGCUCCAUCUUCUCCAGCCCAAGCAAAGACUAAUGUGACAACUACCAAAGUUCCUACCACACCAGCCUCAACCGCGCCAACAGGUCAAUUGGCUGCACAGGCAACAACUGCUUCAGUGGCUGGCACCUCCUCGGCAAAACCUUCUGCAGCUCCUAUCACGACCUAUGCUCUUUCCCCCACUACAACAUCUGCCAGUGUAACUCCCACGGCCAUGGCAAAGACAGUUUCAGCAACUACACCACCUCCAACAGAUGGAGUCCAUGUCACAUCCGUAGCUGCAGCAAAACACUCUUCAACGACCCCUUCCACAGCUGCACAACAGACUGUCAACAUCCCACCCCCAGUCACUUCCACAGGUGCUACGCCAGCUCCAUUACCAACUGUCACAACUACAUCAUCCCCACAAAAGUCCACGACAGCUGCAACCACAGACGUUGUCACAACAAUGCAAGUAUCCACUGCCAAAGCCACCCCAGUGUCAGCAGCAACCACAGCUGCAGCAACCAAAACAGUCCCUCCUGUGUCCACCACACAAACCUCUGCAGUCGUUCCACUACAGGUACAAAGCUCUGCAUCCACAGAUGUUUCCCCAGAGGUGUCUACACCAGCCCAGACCGAGAGCCUGGCCCAGGUCCCCACAUCUGCUCCUUCCGGUGCUUCAUCCGAGAAGGAAUCUGUAGAGCCGACACAGAAAGCAUCUAAAGGUGACCAGGACACGGUGACAGAAAUGGAGGCAGAUGCCGUGGAGGCUGAAGCAAGGACAAGCAAGGAGGAUGAUGACAAAACGCAAGAAAUCUGUAAGCCUCAGUCUAAAAGGAGAAAGGUGGAGAGUUCCUCUGAGACCAAAGACUUUGAGUCAGGAAGGGAGGGAACAAGCAGAGAAACACAUUCAAACACUCAGAGAGAAGAAGCUAAGCAGGGGGCAGGGGAGCAAACUACUGAAGAUCAGAAAACUCCAAUCCAGAAAAGGCCUCUUAGCCGCCAGAGCAGCCAGGAGUCCGCUCGUUCCUCUUCACCUUCGUCUGGGUGCUCCACAUCAACCCUCACUCGUCAUGCUCACCACAAGAGGACGUACGAAAACAGACAUCCUACCAAGAAGAGGAGAAUGGACGUCACCUCAGAGGCGGGGAAGGAGGAGAAGCAGGAAGAGGGUGGAGAGCAGACGGAGGGAGGCAGCGGGAAGGAGCUCGGCGCCACUUCCUCUCGGAGAAUGCGUUCCAGGUCUUCCUCUUCCUCCUCGGACUCUGACAACAGCGAGAGCAGGAGGGAGCACCGGCUGACUCGCUCAGCCAAGCACAGGCUCCAAGAUCAGGAGAGGGAGAAAAGCAGCAGCCGGCAAGGAAAGAAACGAGCGCACAGCUCUGACAGAAACGCAUCAAACAACGCCAACACGUCCACAGGUGGAGAGUCCGGCAGUGAUACAUCUUCUGUGAGGACCAGGAAGUCUGCAGGAUCUCAGCCUUCACAAGACAGUAAAGCUCAGACAAAUAGCACGCCCUCAUUGCCUCCUGAGCCCGAGGUUCUGGGUAAGAGAUGCUCGGCACUCAAUGCAGCAGCCAAGCUCCUAGCAAUGAAAGGCAGGGUGGACACCCCUGGUCACACCACUCGCAAAGACUCAGGGGCUAAGGCUUCCCCUGCCUCCUCCUCUGACAAGAACCAAAAGCCUAAAAGCAAAAGUGUACCAGCCUCCCCUCAGAGUAAUUCUGUAAAUCUUACUAAUAAUAAAAGCAGUGGCAGCAAACCCUCAACACCCAAUCAGACAAGCCGCUCUGCUUCCCGCUCCACCAGACAGUGCCCCGGUUCUCUGGUUCCACCCCUGGAGGUAGAGUACAAGAGAUCUAAAGCGGAGGAAAAGGAGAGGGGGAGUAGGAAGUCGGCAGGGGGAAAGGAAGGCGAGGCGGAGGCGCAGUCUUUGUCCCAGGGCCACAGUGCCUGCAGCAGCAUGAGCAGCGACGGGGAAGGCGACGGAGGCGGACGCAGCAGCAGAAGCCGCAGCAGCAGCAACAGCAGCCAGCGUACUCACAGCAUCAGCUCUCAAAACACCGAGCACAGGGAGUCCCGCGCCGCCUCCUCCGGCAGCGAGCGCAGCUCGGAGCGGCCAAAGAGCAGAGACAAGAAAGACAAGCAGGGCCAGCAAAGAGAGAGUCGACAGGACGGCAGGAGGUCUCAGAGGCUCUCGCAGGAGGUGACCAGCGGUUCAGGAACUGAGGGGACACCGGACAGGGUGCUGCGCAGCGUCGCGGCCCUCGCGGCGGUGCAGGCCAGAUCGCCGGCCGCGAGCACCCGCUCCUCUUCUGGUCAGCUUCGUCACAACAAGACAUGAUCGGAGUGCCAAAGGGAAAAAAUGGAAGCGAGAGUGUUGUCGCAGAGCACGAAACGAGAGCAUGUCAUGACCUCCAAGGUUGCUGCUUUGUCUGCACUCUAACGAAAGCAAGGGAACUGAGUGCUGCACAAGCCAGGGACCUCCCCUGCCUCUUGGGCCCUCUCCCUUUCCAAUUGGAGCUGGUCCCCUCACCAGCUCAGCCAUUGUCAGCUGGGGGAAGGCUCAGGGAUGCCGGACUGAGAGAGAAAAAAUGUGGCGCCAUUGUUGUGCGUCUGUUAACGGAGAGACGAUGCAGUGCGUAAAGUCGCCACUGAGACUUGACGGGGACAAAGUUGCAAGAGGCGAUAAAGGAAAGUCGUUAGUUCACAUUAUGUACUGUAAUCAUUAAAGACUGGAACACUCAGAUCUUAUGUGUUAAGACGGGAUUAUACAGCGCCCUCUUAUUAGGGUUAUAAAUGAAGUCAUUUGUGUGACAUUAAAAACUUUUGAGUGACCAGUUGUAUUGUAAGUUGGAGGUUUUAGAAAGUUUGGUUUUGAAAAUUUCGUCAGCUGUCCUGACUAUUGUUUCUUUGUAGUCAGUUGAUAAGUUAUGCAUAUUUUAUUAUUUCUUCCAGGGUGUUGGGAAGAGAACUGAUCUGUCAAUGUGAUCUUUGCUGCACUAUGCUGGAGCUUGUCUUUGCUUGGGCCCCUUUUAUUCAUGUCCUUUUCUGUUCAUCGGAUUCAUUUUUAAAUCCAGCCUUGCGUUUCUCAUUUGCACAUCUGAUAACGUGGCCCUCGGCUUUUGAGCACAUCGUGGUGUAGUAAUUUAACUUGAGUCGAUUAAUUGGUCCCUGGUACCUCGCCGUGUAUCUCUACAGUUGGAAAACGUAUUAAUUGAAGUUGCAGAUUGUCUUGAAGACGUUACCUCUUUUGCUUCUCACCACAGACCUGCAGCAGAAAAACCCCACUUUGUUUUUCCUAAUCUUCCCAAAGGCGGUUACAGUUACAGUCCACUUUGUCACGUAUUUAUAUCAAAAGGGCGAGUAAACGUUGUUGAAAUUACGAGUGCCUCGUUGGCCAAAUGGGUUUGAACCUCAGAUUGCCUUGUGAAGCACCUGAAGCGGGGGUGUUGAGCUUCUCGUUGUUUAAAAAAAAAUCCAAACAAAACAAAAAAGAUACAAACUCCCCAAUACAAUGUCGAGAAAAGCCCCCUGUGCAUCAGUGCAACCAAACUUCUGUUGAUUUUUCACCUGAAUUUUUGCCACAAUCACGUCAUUGCUCUUCGUUCAUGUAAAGAAAAAAAUACUUGGACAAAAUAUGUGAAUAAAAUUACUGGUACAGUUCCAGACGGCUGUAAAUUGUCGAUUUACUUUUGGACUCGUCGAAGCUACUUUGAGCAGAGGUGAU
Messenger RNA from Chelmon rostratus (copperband butterflyfish), 14358 nucleotides. RefSeq names its product Snf2-related CREBBP activator protein. The transcript has 31 exons. NCBI's taxonomy places the organism in Eukaryota, Metazoa, Chordata, Actinopteri, Chaetodontiformes, Chaetodontidae. Gene Ontology annotation, cellular component: Swr1 complex. The record is from RefSeq and is a predicted model, not a curated record. Bases 295 to 12972 code for a protein of 4225 amino acids. Gene Ontology annotation, molecular function: ATP-dependent chromatin remodeler activity; ATP hydrolysis activity; ATP binding.